Molecule: messenger RNA, 4412 nt
Organism: Talpa occidentalis (Iberian mole)
Lineage: Eukaryota; Metazoa; Chordata; Mammalia; Eulipotyphla; Talpidae
Gene: ANO1
Product: anoctamin 1
Exons: 27
Coding region: 47-3076 (1009 amino acids)
Biological process (GO): chloride transmembrane transport
Cellular component (GO): plasma membrane
Molecular function (GO): protein dimerization activity; chloride channel activity
Source: RefSeq, a predicted model, not a curated record
UGGCGAGGGCGCGCCGCCCGGCGGUCCCGGCGCACAGGCGGCCGCGAUGAGGGUCAGCGAGAAGUACUCGACGCUCCCGGCCGAGGACCGCAGCGUCCACAUCAUCAACAUCUGCGCCAUCGAGGACCUGGGCUACCUGCCGUCCGAGGGCACGCUGCUGAACUCCCUGUCGGUGGACCCUGAUGCCGAGUGCAAGUACGGGCUUUACUUCCGAGAUGGCAAGCGCAAGGUGGACUACAUCCUGGUCUACCACCACAAGAGGCCCUCAGGCAGCCGGACGCUGGCCCGGAGGGCCCAGCACGGCGACGCUGGCCUGGCCGCCCGCAGUGUCAAGCAGGACCAGCCGCUGCCUGGGAAGGGGGCUCCGGAGGAAGCGGGUGCCGCUGAGCCGGCCAUGGACUACCACGAGGACGACAAGCGGCUCCGCAGGGAGGAGUACGAGGGCAACCUGCUGGAGGCCGGCCUGGAGCUGGAGCACGAUGAGGACACCAAGCUUCCCGGCGUCGGGUUUGUGAAGAUCCACGCGCCCUGGCACGUGCUGUGCAGAGAGGCCGAGUUUUUGAAGCUGAAGAUGCCGACGAAGAAGCUGUAUCACAUUAACGAGACCCGCGGCCUCCUGAAAAAAAUCAACUCGGUGCUGCAGAAGAUCACAGACCCCAUCCAGCCCAGGGUGGCGGAGCACAGACCCCAGACCACAAAGAGGCUCUCCUACCCCUUCUCCCGGGAGAAGCAGCACCUAUUCGACCUGUCUGACAAGGAUUCAUUUUUCGACAGCAAGACCCGGAGCACCAUCGUCUACGAGAUUCUGAAGAGAACCACUUGCACGAAGGCCAAGUACAGCAUGGGGCAAGGAGAGGGAAGGAAGAAGGACUCUGCCCUUCUAAGUAAAAGACGGAAAUGUGGUAAAUACGGCAUCACCAGUCUGCUGGCCAACGGCGUCUACUCGGCCGCUUACCCCCUGCACGACGGAGACUACGAAGGGGAGAACGUGGACUUCAAUGACAGGAAACUCCUGUACGAAGAGUGGGCGAGCUACGGGGUUUUCUACAAGUACCAGCCCAUCGACCUGGUCAGGAAGUAUUUUGGGGAGAAGAUCGGCCUGUAUUUCGCCUGGCUGGGUGUGUACACCCAGAUGCUCAUCCCCGCCUCCCUGGUCGGCAUCAUCGUCUUCCUGUAUGGCUGCGCCACGGUGGACGAGAACAUCCCCAGCAUGGAGAUGUGCGACCAGAGCUACAACAUCACCAUGUGCCCCCUCUGCGACAAGACCUGCAGCUACUGGAGGAUGAGCUCGGCCUGCGCCACCGCCCGGGCCAGCCACCUCUUCGAUAACCCGGCCACGGUCUUCUUCUCCGUCUUCAUGGCCCUCUGGGCCGCCACCUUCAUGGAGCACUGGAAGCGGAAGCAGAUGCGGCUCAAUUACCACUGGGACCUCACAGGCUUCGAGGAGGAGGAGGAGGCCGUCAAGGACCACCCCAGAGCUGAGUACGAGGCCAGAGUUUUGGAGAAGUCGCUUAGGAAGGAAUCCAAAAACAAAGAGAAGCAGCGGCACAGCCCAGAGGACCCCCCAAACAAGUGGAAGCAGAGGGUUAAGACAGCCAUGGCGGGGGUGAAAUUGACGGACAAGGUGAAGCUGACCUGGAGGGACCGGUUCCCCGCCUACUUCACCAACCUGGUCUCCAUCAUCUUCAUGAUCGCAGUCACCUUUGCCAUCGUCCUGGGGGUCAUCAUCUAUCGAAUCUCCACGGCCGCGGCCUUGGCCAUGAACUCCUCCCCCUCUGUCCGGUCCAACAUCCGGGUCACGGUCACGGCCACCGCGGUCAUCAUCAACCUGGUGGUCAUCAUCCUCCUGGACGAGGUGUACGGCUGCAUCGCCAGGUGGCUCACCAAGAUCGAGGUUCCAAAGACGGAGAAGAGCUUCGAGGAGAGGCUGAUCUUCAAGGCCUUCCUGCUGAAGUUCGUGAACUCCUACACCCCCAUCUUCUACGUGGCUUUCUUCAAAGGCCGGUUCGUGGGGCGCCCGGGCGACUACGUGUACAUCUUCCGCUCCUUCCGCAUGGAAGAGUGUGCCCCGGGGGGCUGCCUGAUGGAGCUCUGCAUCCAGCUCAGCAUCAUCAUGCUGGGCAAGCAGCUGAUCCAGAACAACCUGUUUGAGAUCGGCAUCCCGAAAAUGAAGAAGCUCAUCCGCUACCUGAGGCUGAGGCGCCGCAGCCCCAGCGACCACGUCCAGUACGAGAAGCGGAAGCAGCGCUACGAGGUGGACUACACCCUGGAGCCCUUCGCCGGCCUCACCCCGGAGUACAUGGAGAUGAUCAUCCAGUUCGGCUUCGUCACCCUGUUCGUGGCGUCCUUCCCGCUGGCCCCGCUGUUCGCCCUGCUGAAUAACAUCAUCGAGAUCCGCCUGGAUGCCAAGAAGUUCAUCACCGAGCUGCGGAGGCCGGUGGCCGUCAGAGCCAAAGACAUCGGAAUCUGGUACAACAUUCUCAGAGGUGUCGGGAAGCUGGCUGUGAUCAUCAAUGCAUUUGUGAUCUCCUUCACGUCGGACUUCAUCCCGCGCCUGGUGUACCUCUACAUGUACAGCAAGAACGGGACCAUGCAUGGCUUCAUCAACCACACCCUCUCCUCCUUCAACGUCAGCGACUUCCAGGACGGCACGGCCCCCAACGACCCCCUGGAGCUGGGCUACGAGGUGCAGCUCUGCAGGUACAAGGAUUACCGGGAGCCCCCGUGGUCGGAGCACAAGUACGACAUCUCCAAGGACUUCUGGGCCGUGCUGGCCGCACGCCUGGCCUUCGUCAUCGUCUUCCAGAACCUGGUGAUGUUCAUGAGCGACUUUGUGGACUGGGUCAUCCCCGACAUCCCCAAGGACAUCAGCCAGCAGGUGCACAAGGAGAAGGUGCUGAUGGUGGAGCUGUUCAUGCGGGAGGAGCAGGGCAAGCAGCAGCUGCUGGACUCGUGGAUGGACCGGGCCCGCGAGAAGGAGGAGCCCUGCCAGAACCACCACCCCAGGGCGGGCCGGGACAGCCUCCGAGAGGGCGCCUCCGCCUCAGGGCCCGAGCGCCCCGGGGGCGCCCUGUAGCUGCCCCAGCUCGCCACCUGCCCUGGGGCUCCACUUUGGCAAAGACCAGCUGGCCACAGGACAUUUCAGCCUUUUUUCUGUUGUUUUUUUUCCCCCUUGUUUUUGCACAAAACCAUGAUACCAUGAUGCAGGGAAUUUUUUUAUCUUCAGUAGCCGAGGUUAAUCAAAAUGAUUGCAGGGGACGGGUCACGCGUGGCGAAUGCAGGUGGUUGGCAGGAGCGGUUCUCUUGCAGUGGAAGGGAGCAGAGGCCUCCAGAAUCUCCCUUACCCUCCUGGCGCCCUGAGGGCCGUGCCGAAGGGCUCCCGGGCCUGGGCCAAAGCUGGAGGCCUGCUUGAGGGAGCACCGAGAGCUCAGUCAGGAAGAAGCCGGCUCCAGAGGGCGUCCCGCGCUCCUGUCGUGUAACUUCUUUCUUCGGCUCAGAAACGGGGGCACCCUGGUCAGAAAGGCAGGGACCCCGGCCCUGGGGCCAGGGGACCAUCCAGAGUCUUCUUGGGGAGACAGGGGCUGCGGGUCUCUGAUCAAGCAGGAGACAGACCCCGGCUCCCCCUUCCUGGUGAGCUGGCCUAGAACCUUCCAUCCUUCCCACAAGACAAGACCAGGGGACAGGAGGCCCGGCAGGGAGAGGUCACUCGGGGGCCUGCCUGCCGAGGGCUCAAGGUUCAGCAGGUCUCGAGACUCCAGGGACACAUUCGCCUUAGAAUAUUUAUUGGGCUGGGUUUUUUUCUGAUCAGUUCUGUGGUGGAUUUGAGGGUGGUUGUGUUUUUUUUCUGUCGCUCAAAGGUGGAGGAGUUCAUUCGCUAACCAGAUAUCAUCAAGGGAACUUAAAAUACUGUCUACCAAAGAUUUUUAUUAAUAAAGGCUUCUAUUUUGGUAACACUUCUCUAUAUUUUUACUUACAGGAAUAAGACUGUUGGACAAUUAUCAUUUUAAAAGUUUGUAAAAAUCAGUCUUGUAGAUGCUGUGAGGGAUCUGAACUGGCAACGGUUAGACUGACCGGUUACCUGAAACUUCUCAAGCACCACGAGAAGCCUAAAAAGCCGAGUCUCAGAGAAGGGCGGGGGACGUGCGUCUUCCAUCGCGGCCGGGUCCUCACACCCCCUAAGCCGCCAGCUCUGAAGGCCGUGGGGGCAGACGCGCGUUAUUUGCUAAAAUCACGCAGCCUGAUGCUUCUAUUUUCUCUUGUACAGUAAGUAGUUUGAAAGGGGUUUUUUGUAUAUAAAUACUGUAUUAAAAAGUAGGUGAUGACCAAAAAUCCUUUUAUGGAAACCAUUUUUUAAAAACGUGAAUGUUUUCCACCCAGGACCGUGACUGAACAUUCGACUGAAUAAAUUUGGA